UUAAUAAUGUUUUUUUUCCCCACUUCUUUUUUCAUUUAAAUGUGCACCAAUCAGUGAACAGACGUGUGUUAUGAUAUGGACCUGGUAUACCUGGAUUCCGUAUACCGUCUUGAAAUUGAUGGCAGCAAAACAGAGAGACAGAGAAUAUAGAGACUAUGUUCUUUCUCUGUUUACGUGGAAAAUUUUCAUUUCUUAUAUACUUGAGAACUAUUGACUUUUAACCUCUCUGACAUCGACGCGAGUGUGCAUAAGAGAGAAAUAAAAGAGCCCUUUAUUUUCUCUUUCUCUCUCUCUCUCUCUCAGAUCAGUUCUGCUACCCUCACUAGUUCCACACAGGAAGAGACAGGGCUUGCACAGUCCAUAUAUACUAGACAUUAAUUGUUGGAAUACGUUGGACAGGUGUAAGAGUUCUUUUCACAAGAUUUUUUAAACCAAAGUUAAUUUAAAUAUUAAAUAUAACAUUAACUAUGGAUCAAUAUAAUUUUAAAUCUCUUAAACUUGGAUUUAUUGGAGGUGGUAAUAUGGCAAGUGCUAUUGGAGCAGGUCUUAUAUUAAAAGAUAUUAUUGAUCCUAAGAAUGUUUGGGUAUCCAGUCGCACUGAAAAAACACUUACCGCUUGGAAAGAACUUGGAACUCAUAAUACGUUUAAAAAUGGAGAAGUUGUAGAAAACAGUGACGUUGUAUUCUUAGCAGUUAAACCACAAAUGCUUAAUGAAGCUCUUGAUGGAGUUACGAAAACACUUGCAAAAAAAUGUCACAAUAAAUUAUACGUGUCUGUACUUGCUGGAAUUUCAUUAGAUACUUUAGCAGAAAAACUCGUUGCCAUUGAUUCAAACCCUAGAAUUAUCAGAUGUAUGCCAAAUAUGCCUAUGGUGAUUGGAGAAGGUAUCACAGUUUACUGUGGUAAAAACGCACUGGAGGAGGAUAUUAAAUUAAUAGGCACAUUAUUUUCAUUCAUUGGUAUUAGUCAGGAUGUCCCCGAAUCUCUGAUGAAUGCGAUUAGUGGUUUGUCGGGUUCUGGCCCAGCUUAUGCAUAUCUCAUUAUAGAAGCUAUGGCGGAUGGUGCUGUAAAAAUGGGAGUACCGAGAGCAAUGGCAAUCAAAUUUGCUGCUCAAGUACUUGUAGGAGCUGGUAAAAUGGUAUUAGAAACAGAACGACAUCCAGGUCAAUUGAAAGAUGAAGUUUGUUCUUCUGGUGGAACUACUAUUACUGGAGUUCAUGCUAUGGAAUGCGGUCAAGUUAGAGGAUCUAUGAUGAACGCUAUUGAAGCUGCUGUUAAUAAAGCCAAUGAAAUGACACACAAAAUUUAAAGAUUAAUUUAUUAUUAAAUCUAGAUAUAAUAAAAUUAUUCUUCUUAAAUUAUUAUUUAUCACAUAGAUACAUCUCGAAUAGCAAUAUUAAUAAAGUUUGGGUGUAAAUAAAUGGUGUGAAUUUGGGUGUAAAUUUCGGUAAUAAUACAUCGGGUACCGAUAUUAAUAAAGUUUAAAUAUUUACUAAGA
This is a messenger RNA of Polistes canadensis, 1499 nucleotides long. It is a transcript of the gene P5cr, whose product is annotated as pyrroline-5-carboxylate reductase 2-like. Gene Ontology annotation, molecular function: pyrroline-5-carboxylate reductase activity. Lineage: Eukaryota; Metazoa; Arthropoda; Insecta; Hymenoptera; Vespidae. The transcript has 7 exons. The record is from RefSeq and is a predicted model, not a curated record. The coding region runs from base 468 to 1310 and encodes 280 amino acids. Gene Ontology annotation, biological process: L-proline biosynthetic process.